This is a messenger RNA of Anthostomella pinea, 537 nucleotides long. The record is from the annotation of a GenBank genome assembly. NCBI's taxonomy places the organism in Eukaryota, Fungi, Ascomycota, Sordariomycetes, Xylariales, Xylariaceae.
AUGGCAGUCAUAAGCGACGACACAGUCGACGCUACGACAUGCGAAAUCCCGGUGUCGAUUGAGACAUGUGGUUUCGUCUCAAACGGUGCCCUCUGUGGCGAAUAUCUCCGCGCCGGCGAAGAUCUCGAUGCAGUCGACCCCUACAUCCGCACCCUUAUCCGGUCCACCUGGACGCUUCAGCCAUGCUCGAAGGACACGAAGCAGAGAUACACAGCCGAGAAAGCGCACGUGGAAGCUGAAGGACAGAUACUAGACGUAAUCGUCGGAGUGGUCUUUGCAAUGUACGCGCUGGCAUGGAUUAUGGCGUGCUGCUGCGCCUGCCGGCACAGCAGCAAGAAACAGAAGCCGACGGACGUGGAGGCGGGAGCGUCAACUGGAGCACCUGAAGUUGCGGCACGGGAAACCACGUCGGCCAGUUCGACGCAAGAGGAAGAGAACCCCCCGAGCUACACUCAGUAUGAAUCUUUGGAGCUGCAAAAGGUUGCGAAAUGGCGGGAAUAUGUGUCCCACGGUCCUGCAAAGAGUUGCUGUCACUAG